GGGGUGUGUAGAUAAUCAGAGGAGGGAAGUGAGAAGGAGAUGGAAUGAGUUCGUUGAACCGUCAGGGACUCUUUCUCGAGAGAGCCAUGGGGUGUGUAAAUAAUCAGACAUAGUACCCCUUCCCUUCAUAACUUGUGUGCACCCUUUCCCCCCCUUGCUUCCCGUACUUCUCCUCUUCUCCUUCCCUGGCCCAGGUUUGUCUUGCUGUAUGGACAACUCACCCUACUUUAGUUGAGUACGAAUAGUAGGUCUCCUUUCGGGCAUCACAAAGUAAUCUUGAACCAGAAAGAGGGAGUUGGAAUAGAAUGACGUGCCCUCACUGUUCAUAAGCAGAACAGCAUGGCAAGCUUAUCGUGCGCAGAGCCGGUCACGGGGAUGCAGCUCAACGAUGAAGGCUCCUUGCCUGGUCAGUUUGCAGUUGGUGCAAGUCAAGACGGGAGCUCUGCUGCUGACAGGUGUCAGCAGUUUGGCAAGGGUAUCUGCUUUCUCCUCUCCAGAAGUGACCAGCUCGGCAACCUCAUGGAUGCGCUUGUGAAUCAACCAAUUGUAAUUGACAGUGGAUCAGGAGUUCUUAAGUCUGGUUUUGCUGGCGAUGGAGCUCCACGAGUUUCAUUCCCUUCCUUCAUCGGGAGACCUAAGCAUGUAAGAGUCAUGGAAGGGGGGGAAGCUGCUGACUCUGAUUUCUUUAUUGGCAAUCAGGCAAAUGAACUGAGAGGAAUUCUUCGUCUGCAGUACCCAAUUGAACAUGGGAUGGUGGUGGAUUGGGAUGGAAUGGAGAGCAUCUGGGCUCAUCUCAUUCAUCAAGAGCUACGAAUUCAGCCCGAGGAGCAUCCUGUGCUUUUGACAGAAGUUGCCCUGAACCCUGUGGUGGAUAGAGAAAAAAUGGGAGAGAUCUUCUUCGAUAAAUUCAAUGUGCCAGCUGUCUUCUUUGCGAUGCAGCCGGUCCUCAGCUUAUAUGCCGGCGGUCGAACAACAGGGCUGGUCUUGGAGUCAGGAGACGGAGUGACCCAAGCUGUACCUGUGGUUGAGGGUUUUUCGAUGCCUCAUGCAGUUGGAAGGAUAGAUUUAGCAGGAAGGGAUAUCAGUGAGUACAUGCAGCUGCUGCUCCGGAGGGCUGGUCGGCGGUUUGUCACAAGUGCUGAAUUUCAGACGGUUCGAGAUGUGAAGGAGCAGAUGUGUUUUAUUCCUGCUGACGUUCGCGCAGAGGUGAUCUUUCAACCAACUCUGAUCGGCAACGAAUGUCAAAGUUUGCAUGACCUUGUGAUCAGUUCCAUUGCCCGAGCGGACCUUGAUGUGCGGCGAGUUCUGUAUCAGACAAUUGUUCUGAGCGGUGGCAAUACAUUGUUCAGAGGAUUUGGCGAACGGCUGCUGAAGGAGCUUCGUGCGUUGGCACCACGUGGGACGAAGCUGAAAAUCUUUGCACCUCCGGAGCGUCAGUUCAGCACAUGGGUCGGUGGCUCUAUUUUAACCAGUCUUGCGACAUUUAGGAACCUGUGGAUUUCAAGUGCCGAAUGGCAAGAAAGGGGACCUAGCAUCGUUCACAACAGAGCACUGUAAGGAUUCGAUGUACCAUCGUGCAUUGGUGAGCUCAUCAUGUUGUUGUGCAGAGCGCUGUGUGAGAUUGGAUGUAUUGUCGCGAGUUGGUAAUGCAAUCCUGUUUAAGACAAUGGCAAGAUUAUCUAUCUCGUGUUCCGCCACUUCCCCCCCCCCCACCCCACCCCACCCUUCCCCCUCAUGCGCUUCCAGCAGGACUAAACUCAGGGUCUUUACCUGGACGUUACCUUUCAGCCACAUGGACCGGGUGAGAUGAUUAUCUCCCAUUGUUAUUGCGAGCAAUUCAUUUUACUUCAUUGAUGCUGCUUCUGUCUCUCCACAUGCCCCAUGGAUGUGCUAAGUAAAUGGGUAGGUGUUUUUUUUGUUUUUUUCUUGCCUCCCAUUUCUCCACAUGGGAUUUCUGUUCUCAUUGAGCUCAUCUUAGGACGCCUGUGUUUUGUCUAACAAAAAUAUUGGAUCAUU
Molecule: messenger RNA, 2016 nt
Organism: Chara braunii
Lineage: Eukaryota; Viridiplantae; Streptophyta; Charophyceae; Charales; Characeae
Source: the annotation of a GenBank genome assembly